Molecule: messenger RNA, 483 nt
Organism: Phytophthora nicotianae INRA-310
Lineage: Eukaryota; Oomycota; Peronosporomycetes; Peronosporales; Peronosporaceae
Exons: 2
Coding region: 1-483 (160 amino acids)
Source: RefSeq, a predicted model, not a curated record
AUGCAAGGCCUUCCUGGAACUUCCAACGGAGUUCGGACUUUGUGGCCUAACCGCGCGGGAUCUCAAGACAUUAAGGGAAUCGUUCCGGAGCGCUUCGAUUUCAUCUACGGCGAUGCUCACGGACUGUCGUAUCUCCUGGGUCCGCCUUUUUGCGGAGAAGGGAUGGACGUGGCCACGCGAACAUUGGUCGAGUCGUCCAUGCUGUCGUGGUUCGGAGAGGAUAAGGCGGACGCGGUACUACUGCAGCUGUGGAAUCUGCUGUGCAAGCGCAAGUUAACGCUCUACGACUGUUGGUGUGGAAUGAAGCAGUUCGAUCUGCUGCAAACUCUAGCGAAGCAACUAUUCCGCUGCGCCAGCUUGAAGGCUGCAUCCGAGAGAAACUUCUCCACGCAUGCCUUCAUUCAUUCAAACUACGCGACCGACUUCAGCCCGACCGAGUUGAAAAGCUCGUACACAUGGGCAAGGUCUCGCAAGUUACUAUAA